CGGUAUUAAGUCAUACCUGCACUUGUUUAUUUAAAUUUGAAUGUUAUUACGUGCAGUAUUGGUAAACAACAUAGAUUGUUGAUCUUAGACCUAUAUUCUACAUCUACAUUUAUUUCUAAAGUCAACGUCGUUUAAAAGAGAAAUAAAUUAUGUCAUCCAGUUCAGGAGAAGAAGUUGAAGUGGAAGUAGAAAAUCAUGUGGAAGGUGCAGGACAUGGAAAGGGUUUCAACUGGCAUGGUGAAGAUAUCAGGAAUUUAGCAAGGCAGAUCGUAUCAAAAAUCUCUCCGGACGAGAGUAUUGCCCCAUUUGACUCAAUCGAUAUUAACUGGACCGACAUUGGCGAGGCGCUUGGAUUGGAAGGUGAAUUAUGUCGGAGAAAAUGGAGUGCUCUCUGCAAUUCAGUCCGGACUUACCGCACUCUACCAGAAAUAGCUGUGGAUAUUUUGUCCCAAAAUUCUGUAAGUAAUCCUAUUUGAGCCGUGUCAUGACAAAACCAAAAUAAUGGGUUUG
Molecule: messenger RNA, 510 nt
Organism: Ruditapes philippinarum (Manila clam)
Lineage: Eukaryota; Metazoa; Mollusca; Bivalvia; Venerida; Veneridae
Exons: 4
Coding region: 150-476 (108 amino acids)
Source: RefSeq, a predicted model, not a curated record